CUAUUGGCUGCCAUGAGGAGGACUUAGUCGAGGCCGUCGACAGACGAGAUGGGGCAGAGGAUGUGUGAUGAUAUACGUUUAUAUUAACAUAUAUACGCUUCUCAAUUAUCAUUUGUCAUAUGUAUGUACCUUCUUGUGUUUGCAACGAAAAAGCGGACUAAUUUCCUGAAAAUAUCAAUGAAAAUACCCCAUAACCCAAUCUCCUCUACAUAGAAGCUGUGACUGUGUUACAAACAGUGAUGGAAUCCCCUGUAGAGGGAACCAUGCUGGAGCAGGAAGUGGUAGAAGAGCUGGGAAUCUCUAUGGAAGAGCUGCGCAAAUGGAUUGACGAAGAAGUGGAAAAAUGCGAGUACUUCAAAGAAAAAAAAGCACAGUUAACGGAGCUAGAAAACUGGGUUGUACAGAAGGAGGCAGAAGCAGCCACUGUUGAGAAACUUUUUGGAGAUGCCUCACAGUCUGUUAUAGACUGUGAAUCUUUAAUCAAGGACCUCUAUAAGAAGAUGGGAUUAAAUUAUAGGGAGAGCAGCUCGGAAGAUGAGAGUCCAGCAGUAAAAAUGAAGCCUUCAGAAAUAAUUGAGAUUGAUGAUGACGAUGAUGACGACGAUGAUGAUGUUGUUGCAGUCGAGUGUGUCACACCUGCUACUAAACCACCUCCGACAACCACAACAAAAAUUGCUACAAAGGAUUCAUCACUGUUUAAAGAUACUGUGGCUGCUUUAAAAAAAUCUGCCCAGGAUGUGCAAAAACUUGUUGAUGCUACUACCAAAAAAACCCCAGAACCUCCUUCUACCUCCCUGCUGAGGGGAACAACAACAAACAGAGGUGGCUCAACAACUGUGACUCCCUCAACUCCAACAACAGUUGUAGUGUCUCGUGGACCUCCAAUGCAACAGCCAGAUAAGAACUCUAACCCAGAAGGAGAGUUGGUACUCGGCAUGAGAAUUUUGGGCAAGAAGAGAACAAAGACAUGGCAUAAAGGAACACUAAUUGCAAUCAAUCCUGUCAAUACUGGAAGCUUCAAAUAUAAAGUGAAAUUUGACAACAAGGGAAAAAGUUUGCUUUCUGGAAAUCACGUGGCUUUUGAUUACCACCCUACGUUGGACAAGCUGCAUGUGGGUGCCCGUGUUGUGGCCAAGUAUAAAGAUGGGAACCAAGUAUGGCUGUAUGCUGGUGUUGUUGCUGAAAUGCCCAACAGCAAGAACAGAAUGAGGUUUCUUAUUUUUUUUGAUGAUGGAUAUGCUUCAUAUGUUAGUCUUCCGGAACUAUACCCUAUCUGCAGACCAUUGAAGAAGACUUGGGAAGACAUUGAAGACGCCUCCUGUCGUGACUUUAUCGAAGAAUACAUUACUGCUUAUCCAAACCGUCCAAUGGUACUCCUGAAAGCUGGCCAGUUAAUCAAGACAGAGUGGGAAGGUACCUGGUGGAAAUCCCGUGUGGAAGAAGUUGAUGGCAGCCUAGUGAAAAUUCUCUUCCUGGAUGCUGGUGCUCUGUUCCAGGAUGAUAAGAGGUGUGAAUGGAUCUAUCGUGGUUCUACACGUCUAGAGCCCAUGUUCAACCUGAAGAUGAACACAGCUAACUUUCAGGAGAAGAAACAAGCAGGAUUGCAACGUACAAGACCUAAUAUGGGUGCCGUAAGGACCAAAGGUCCUGUUGUGCAGUAUACCCAAGAACCAAGCAGUACCACUACCAGCACCCUGGCAAAACCAACGUCUACAUCAACUCAAGCACAAGGGUCAGCAGCUGCAUCAGUCUCAACCACAACAACUUCACAAGUUCAGAAAAUCCUUCCUAAGACGGAUUCUCCACAGCCUCAGCAGACAAGAACAGAUAGCCCUGACAGUCAGGUGUCAUCACAGAGCCGCAACAAGCAGCAGGUAGCAAAGAAAAGUACCUCCUCCAUUCCUCAACGGACAUCCCCUUCAUCAUCAACAACUGUACCUGUAGAAAAUCAAACAGUUACUCGGACACUUAUUCCAACUUCGCAUCCUAGGUAUUUCUUACUGCAAACAACAGGUCCCAUACAACAGGCUAUACCCCUGCAGCAGCCAUUACAACAGCCUGCACAGCAUCUUCAAAAUCCUCAGUCAACAGUAGUACAGCAACAGUCCCAGAUAACAGUCCAAUCAACAUCUCAAGUUUACCAUUCCAUGAGUGAUCGUAUUCCUUUAGAACCAUCUUACCAGGCUCCUACAGAGAAGCUGUUCUAUGUACCACACCAGUGCAGCCCAGCUUGUCUUGACCGCCUACGACCCCGAAAGCUGGACCAAUACAGAAGCCGGAACCCACUACUUAUUCCAUUGUUGUAUGACUUCCGACGUAUGACGGGACGCCGACGAGUCAACCGCAAAAUGUCAUUCCAUGUUAUCUACAAAGCACCUUGUGGGCUGAGCCUUCGCAGCAUGCAUGAGAUUGAGCGUUAUAUAUUUGAGGCCCGAUGUGAUUUUGUUUACUUGGAGAUGUUCUGCUUAGAUCCUUAUGUUUUGGUGGAUCGACGCUUUCAGCCUCAAAAACCAUUUUAUUUCAUUCGGGAUAUUACAUAUGGAAAAGAAGAUGUCCCUCUUUCUUGUGUUAAUGAAAUAGACAUGACACCACCUCCCAGUGUUGCCUACAGUAAAGAACGUAUACCUGGUAAGGGAGUUUACAUAAACACCAAUGCAGAUUUUUUGGUGGGAUGUGACUGCACUGAUGGAUGCAGAGAUAGGUCUAAGUGUGCUUGCCACCAACUGACUUUACUGGCAACAGCUUGUACACCAGGAGGACAGAUAAAUGCACAUGCCGGAUACCAAAAUAAAAGACUUGAAGAGUGUCUUCCUACCGGGGUAUAUGAAUGCAAUAAACGCUGCAAGUGUAACCAUCAGAUGUGUACCAACCGCCUGGUACAACAUGGUUUGCAAGUGAGACUUCAGCUUUUUAAGACACAAAAUAAGGGUUGGGGUAUUCGUUGUUUGGACGAUAUUGCCAAAGGUUCCUUUGUCUGCAUUUAUGCAGGUAAAAUAUUAACAGAUGAUUUUGCAGACAAGGAAGGCUUGGAAAUGGGUGAUGAAUAUUUUGCCAAUCUUGACUACAUUGAGAGUGUAGAGAAUUUCAAAGAGGGAUAUGAAAGUGAUGCCAAGUGUUCCUCUGAUGGCAGUGGUGUAGACAUUAAAGGUGGAAGCAAUGCAGGUGAUGGGGGUGCAGAUGAUGGAGAUGGACAAGGUGAAGAAAAUAGCAGCUCAGAGGAAAAUGAAGAAGAAGAUUCGAAUGAAGAUGAUGAUGAUGAUAGUUCAGAUGACAAUUUUUGUAAAGACGAGUACCUUAGUGCCAGUUCAGUUUGGCGCAGUUAUGCUACGCGAAGGCAAACUCGUGGAAUGAAGGAAGGGGGUGGUGCUUCCCAAGAUAACAAAGAGAGUCUGUCAAGACAGACUAGUCAAGAUGACAGCAAGCCACCUAUAUCAGAAGAGACUGGAAAGAAUAAGGUGGCAUCCUGGCUGAGCUCCAACAGCAUUGAUUGUUCUUCUGUUGAUUCUGAUAGUCGUUCUUCGUUUAAAAUGGGAGAUGCAAAGAAGGAGCUAGGUGCAGAAAAAACUUCCUCUUUGUCAUCUUCCAAAAUCAAGCAAGAAGGCCCCGAGAUCGAUGUUAAGCAGUUCAAAAAGGAACUUAAGAUAGAUAAGGAUUCUGAUGAGCAGAAGUCCACAUCGGUGUAUGAAAGUCCUCGAGCCUCCACAAAGGGCGAGGGUAUUCGCCGCCCACUCACAAAGCCAAACUUUUUUCAAAACCGCAGGAACUCUGGAGCACAGCAAAGCGCUGAUGAUGUAAUGACACUUUCUAGCUCUGAUAGCGAAGGAGGAAGGAAAAGAAGAAGCAGUGCAGCUCAAAACACAGGCAAUGAUAGUGAUGAUAUCCAGACGAUAUCGUCUGGGUCUGAAGAGGAGGACAAGAAGGAGAACAAUGGAGUAGCCGAUAGUACAGGGCCAGUUAAGCGCCAGGUAGCUGUGAAAUCAACCCGUGGCUUUGCUCUCAAGUCUACACAUGGGAUUGCAAUCAAAACAAGCAAUAUGGUUUCUUCAGACAAAGGAGAUGGAGCUACUGCAUGGAAAAAUACUAGGCAGUUUUAUGACGGCGAAGAAUCCUGCUACAUCAUCGAUGCCAAACUUGAAGGCAAUCUUGGCCGCUACCUCAAUCAUAGCUGCAGCCCCAAUCUUUUUGUCCAGAAUGUCUUUGUGGACACUCAUGAUCUGAGAUUUCCUUGGGUUGCAUUCUUUGCUAGCAAGAGGAUCCGUGCUGGGACUGAGUUAACCUGGGACUAUAACUACGAGGUGGGUAGCGUGGAGGGGAAGGAGCUGCUGUGCUGCUGCGGCUCCACUGAGUGCCGGGGACGUCUUCUGUGAGCGUCUCCUCGUCCUCUGUGGCCUCACUCUGCGCACAGUCAAGCACCCCGCUGGCAUUCUGAAAAACUGUGACAGGGAUGCACGUGUUGGUUCAAGCAUCCUCCCCUUUAAAAUUAAUCUUCUCCCACGUGUAAGCAACUGCAUCAAGCUUGACAGUAUGUUUUGCUUACUCUGGGUUUUAUUUUUUAUACAAUUAAAAUGUCUCUCUAUAUAUAAAUGUGUACACCAUUACAAGUGUCAUCUCUGUGGUCAUUGUAAGGUGUACAUUUCUGUGUUAUGAAGGUGGCUGCUCACACAUUUCUUCCUCUUAGUAGUGUUUUGUCCUUCACUAGAAGACCACUGUUCUUUGUAAAAAUAAAAGAGAAUUUUGAUACCAUUCAUUUUUUUUGAAAUUCCACACAAGCAACUAAUUGUAUUACACCAGGAUCAUAAAUGAGGUUUAAUUUGCAAUGAACAACUCAGAAAUACAAAGUUAUCAGCAGUGGUUGAUUUCUUCUCCCGUCUCAUGCGAGGUUUGGCCAGCUGUCAGAUGUGCUACCGAGUGUCCUAAACGCACACACGGGGGCACAGAGGGGACACCUCGACUUAACAAUAAAAAGGCCCAGUGGUGGUGUGCAGAAGACCCUCUGGAUAGUGGCUAGCUUUGCAGGUGCAAGCUGUCUGAAAUAACCUUGUAGAACAAAUGGGGGUCUCUGCUGGUCUUUCAUAUCCCUUUGUCGUUUUAUUUGGUUCAAUGGUGACAAAUAAAAAUGGCCACACUGAUCUGUUCAAUACACAUUCAGUGAAACAGCAAACCCAACCUGUAGUUUUCUCAAAUAAUAAUUCAAAUGUUAAAGAAAAAAAGAAAAGCUUUUUUAUUGCCAUUUGUUACUACUUUUUUUUUUUUGGGGAAAAUAUUUUUGUAACAAAGUGCACUUAUCGGGGGCUGCAUUGCAGAAAGCUCAAGACGUGUUACUACAGUGGUAAGAGUGAACAUGGAAACUGGGAGUGUGCGAGAAUAAUUUGUGUUCUUGUGUGGUUUUUUGGUUUUUGUUUUUUUUUUUUGUUAUGCAGGGUUUUGCCUUACACUUGGGUAACACUGACAUGUCUGAUUUGGUAUACAGUAUUUUAUGUAACAUUUAUUAAAUCAUUGAACUUUCAAAUUUUACCUUUUAAGAAACUCGCUGUGUUCUACAUAUUAGUGUACUGUUCUGUUGGAGGAAGAAUAAAAUAUGGAACAAAUGUUUCAUUAAAGAGAUACCAUUGUACAAAUUCA
This is a messenger RNA of Polypterus senegalus (gray bichir), 5622 nucleotides long. RefSeq names its product SET domain bifurcated histone lysine methyltransferase 1a (gene setdb1a). Gene Ontology annotation, biological process: heterochromatin organization; negative regulation of gene expression. Gene Ontology annotation, molecular function: protein binding; DNA binding; histone H3K9 methyltransferase activity. The record is from RefSeq and is a predicted model, not a curated record. Gene Ontology annotation, cellular component: nucleus. The transcript has 23 exons. The coding region runs from base 240 to 4367 and encodes 1375 amino acids. NCBI's taxonomy places the organism in Eukaryota, Metazoa, Chordata, Cladistia, Polypteriformes, Polypteridae.